AUGCUUCCUUCGACGGCUCGCCCUGCAGGUGCAGGUGCCGCGGCCUACACGCAGCCGCAGCUGAGGCAGAUGAGGGCGCAGUGCAUCGUCUUCCUCGCCUUCAAGAACCAGAUGGAGCCCAGGAAGCGGCACCUCGAGAUCGCGCUCGGUGAGGAUGACAUCGACGGAGCCGGCUGCCACGGCGAGACGACGACGACGAGCUCACCUUCUCAAGCCUCGUCGUCCUCUGCCGCACCGUUGCCGCCGCCCCACCUCCUGUCCGUCUCAUCGCUGCGGCUGUCCCCGCCGGUGACGGAGCAGGAGCAGGAGAAUCGCGAACACAACGACGACCCUGCAGCAGAACAUGAGUAA
Molecule: messenger RNA, 351 nt
Organism: Triticum turgidum subsp. durum (durum wheat)
Lineage: Eukaryota; Viridiplantae; Streptophyta; Magnoliopsida; Poales; Poaceae
Source: the annotation of a GenBank genome assembly